This is a messenger RNA of Salvia hispanica, 1751 nucleotides long. Its product is annotated as casein kinase 1-like protein 3. The record is from RefSeq and is a predicted model, not a curated record. Gene Ontology annotation, biological process: protein phosphorylation. NCBI's taxonomy places the organism in Eukaryota, Viridiplantae, Streptophyta, Magnoliopsida, Lamiales, Lamiaceae. Gene Ontology annotation, molecular function: ATP binding; protein kinase activity.
CCAAAUUCUCUCUCUCUCUCAAGCAAUUUUGCCAGCCCUCGUGAGCGAGGUACAACUCGUCAAACCCCUCUCUCUCUCUCUCUUGUCAUCUUCCGCCUGUACCCAGCAAUUACUCCUGCGUUUGUGGCUUUCCUUCGCCGUCACCGGAAAUUCAAUUUCCCUCGCGAAUCGGAGGAUUUCGGAAUCGAUUUAUGAUAGCUGCGAUUGGAUUUGGGGCGCUGAUCUGAUGGAGCGGAUAGUCGGAGGCAAAUACAAGCUCGGCCGUAAGAUCGGCAGUGGAUCAUUUGGUGAUAUCUUUUUGGCUACGCAUAUAGACACGUUUGAGAUUGUCGCAGUGAAGAUCGAAAACAAUAAGACCAAACACCCCCAGCUUCUCUACGAGGCCAAGUUAUACCGUUCUCUUCAAGGGGGAAGUGGUAUACCUGGCAUAAAGUGGUCUGGUGUCAAUGGAGAUGAAAAUGUUCUAGUCAUUGAUUUGCUGGGACCGAGCCUUGAAGACCUUUUCGUGUAUUGUGGUAGGAAGUUCUCGUUGAAAACUGUGUUAAUGUUGGCUGAUCAAAUGAUAACCAGGAUAGAAUUUGUGCAUUCUAAAGGCCUCCUUCAUCGGGAUGUCAAACCUGAUAACUUUCUCAUGGGUCUCGGUCGGAAAGCGAAUCAGGUUUAUAUUAUUGAUUUUGGUUUGGCUAAAAGGUACCGUGAUUCAACAUCAAACCGGCAUAUUCCCUACAGGGAGAAUAAGAAUUUGACGGGAACCGCACGGUAUGCAAGUUGUAACACCCAUCUCGGAAUUGAGCAAAGCCGAAGGGAUGAUCUUGAGUCCCUUGGAUACGUGCUUCUAUAUUUUUUGAGAGGAAGCCUUCCCUGGCAGGGAUUAAAAGCUGCCACCAAGAAGCAGAAGUAUGACAAGAUUUGCGAGAAAAAAUUGUCAACUCCUAUUGAGGUGCUGUGCAAGUCCCACCCUGUGGAAUUCGCCUCCUAUUUCCACUACUGCCAUUCUUUGACGUUUGACCAGCGACCUGAUUAUGGAUUUUUGAAACGUUUAUUCCGUGAACUGUUUACUCGUGAAGGUUGUGAGUUUGAUUAUGUAUUUGACUGGACUAUAUUGAAAUAUCAGCAAGCACAAACAAGUAAAACGCAAAAACGGCCGAUUGCUGGAGAAAGCAGUGAAGUGGCUCCGAUAGAAGCAGAAAAGCAUCAAGGCAGUAAUGCUCCUCUUCCAUCUGAUUUGGGUGACCGUAUGAGGUCAAACAAUACCGCUGCUAGUCCUGGUGUACGCUUGCAAUUCAAAUCACCAACAAGUCGAAAUGUCACUCAUGGCACUCCUGUUGACAGAAAUGUGUUCAGUAACACAAAUGUGCCAUCCACUUCGUUCUCCCAUGCUGUUGUCGGAAAAGGAAAUACCUCAAAACCUAUAUUACCUAUGGAGGCAAAUGAAAACCACGCUUCUUCAAGUAGUUGGAUUUCUUCCUUACGCCGCAUCUCUUCAUCCAAGUGAAUAUGCGGACAACUUCAGGAUUUGAUCCUCUUUUGAGCUAUCUGUGCUACCAUGGCAGAUGAAACAUGUUGCUAAAGAUGGCACUGGCUGUGGCUGGUGCAACUUGACUAUUUUCUCAUUGGUGACAACAGAUGGAGUUACCAAAUCUUUGAUACUCGUUGAUUUAGUGAAUGGUGUGUUUAUUGUAUACAAAUGCAAGGCAUUUAAUAUUUUUCUCGAUCAUUCGUGGUGGUUUGUUAGCCGAGGUUUCUGUUUA